Postia placenta MAD-698-R-SB12 is the source of this 1290-nucleotide messenger RNA. RefSeq lists its product as hypothetical. The transcript has 19 exons. NCBI's taxonomy places the organism in Eukaryota, Fungi, Basidiomycota, Agaricomycetes, Polyporales, Adustoporiaceae. The record is from RefSeq and is a predicted model, not a curated record. The coding region runs from base 1 to 1290 and encodes 429 amino acids.
AUGACCACACAACUACAACUGCAUGACGGCGAUAUAGACCUCGAGAGCACUAUGGGCCAGGUGUUCAUCGGUGUGCUCUUCUCCUCGCUGGCGUACGGUCUUACAUGCGCGCAGAGUCUCUUCUACGCCUGGAACUACCCGGCCGAUUCAUCCUGGCAGAAAACCAUGGACAUCUGCAUAGGGCCCUCGACACACUACGCAUUGGUCUCACAGCUAACCCAGAACACACGACUCGCGAGGGCCGAGCCCAGGGGCAGCGCCUUCCCGUCGAUUGUACAGGAUAUGAAAGAAGCCGAGAGCGAGGUUUUUUAUCAAGUACCACAGUUUACGCACCUUCGCACACAGAACUUCUCGUGGACAUUUAGAGUACGCCGCUUCCCCAUUAUUUCUCCACCACGAUUUACACAGCAGUUCGUCUCAUCCGCGCACGACGUUCACCGUGUAACACACACCAGGCUGAACACAUCGUCGCGUGAAACUGCGCAGAUCAUCGUCGUGUUUGCCGUGCAAUGUUUCUUCAUCCACAAGAUCGCCCGGCUUGUGAGGGAUCGGCGGCGUCAGGUGGCGCUCUCCGCAUGUAUGUUGUUAUUCGCGCUCGCGAGCGUCGGUUCUGGAAUUGGUGUGUCGGAUUAUCUCUUCGAUAGCACUAAUUUGCGAAACGGGGUGCCUGGGUCGCUUCAGGUUGUCUUUGCACUCGUGACCGACGCUGCCAUCACUACAGCGCUCACCUGCGUACUGCAUGGCGAGAAGACACAAUUUCGCGGGAUGGGCAACACCCUUGCGAAACUGAUGAUGCACUGCAGUUUGCGACAGUUCUACUUCCGAGUGCACGACAACCCGUUGAUGGUGUCCGAUAUCUUCCACUGGCACGACCCUGCAUGUACCGUAUACGUGAACUCGCUCCUCGCAGUGCUGAUCGUGUCUAUCCCGCGCCCCGAAUACAUGCGGUUCAGACUGAACGUGCGGCAUCACCUUAGAGCACAAGCUGCGCCCGUCUUGCGAUUUACAGCCUCACGUACCGAGCGGGCCUCAGCACCAGAAGACGUGAUUGCUCUCGGAGAGAUGCCGGUAGGCUCUGGCAGGCAGCAUACGUAUCCCAAACGGAGGGGACUUCUGCGGACGUCUGGCGAGCCAGAGAGUCUGCAGAUCGUGGAGACGGUCGUGCGACACGGCGAAGGCUCAUAUAAUACGAGAUUUCAGCCGCUAUCGUACUGGGCUAGUACUACACGAGGAAAAUAUUUCCCUACAGGUAUGACGAACACCAACAAGUAUCAUAAAUAUCCUUCAUGA